CAUAAGGGAGGGGCAGAAAUAGAGAUGGGAGCAUUAGAGGAUGUAAUGGGUCUAAGCGAAAUGCCCCGCUUUGCUUCUUCUAUUCAAGUCUGAUACAUGGCAGUGCAUUUUGCAUUCUGAAGCUGUCUAGCCAGUGUGGCACUGCCAGUCUGAGCUGUGUGGAGCUGCUCAUUCCUAGAUUCAGCUGUGGAUUUUGAGAGACAGUUCGCUGGAUGAGGGGCAGAUAUUGCAACACAGAGGAACUCAAUGCCCUUGGGAAAGCCUCAUCAUUGGCCAAAGUCCAGGAACAGAGCCCAGAACACACUAGAGGAGCAGACUGGACUGGCCAAAGUGAGAAUUUGGAGCUUGUGGACGAGCAAUGGACAGCUGGACUCUCCAGGGGGACAGCUACUCCUUCCUGCGCAGUGCGCCCCGCACCUUUGCCCUGUGCCAUCGUGACGGCACCCCGAACCACGUUGAAAUCUUCGACAUCAUCAACGUACCUAGUCAGCGCAGUGCAAUUUCCGAAACUACCUGCCUGUGUGACAUUUUUGGAGACGACUGUGAGUCACCCUCCCUCCCAAGAAGCCCUGCUGUAGCGGCUUUUGUCCCUUCCCAGAGGGAGGUGGAUGGGACAGCUGCUGCAUCACCCCUGGUUGAUGAUCUGAACGACUCCUCAGGCUCUUACCACACUGCACAGGGCUCCAGUGAAGGAGAGGAGGGCUUUGAAGAUUCAGGAGAAAGGGUUUACAGCCCCCCCUUGCAGAGUGAGUCUUCAGAGAGGCCUGAGGGCGAGGGACAGAGCUCAGGGCAUCAAGAAGUUUCUGAGGACAGUAGCCCCAAUUUAGAACCAAAAAGUAAAUCACCUGAGACUCAGCUUAGUAGGGCUCACAGCCCGUCAUCUGAAAUUCUCAACACUGGUGAGAGGACCCCCUCUCUUGGAAAUAACAGCCCCUAUAACCUGAGUCCAGAGGGGAGAAGGUCAUCCUUAUCUUAUUCCUCAGUUGAAAAAAGAUGUUCACCAUCGCCACCUAAUCCCAGACAAGUGCAUUCAGAAGCUGAUCCAAGGAGAAUUGCUUCUACUGUCAAAGAUAGAUUCAACAGCCCUUCACAUCAGUCUUUAACUCCAAGUCCCUCCUCUGAACCUAGGAACUGUGUCAGCUCAUGCUCUUCUGAAUCAGUGAACACCCACGCUUUGCCUGAAUUCAGGGUAGCACAAAUCUCACCUGAGGCAAGGAGCAGCGACUUUAAUCAACACAGCAGUCCCUCACCUGAGCCCACAUCCAAAGAUUUUUUUCUAGAUUUGACAGAAUCAGCCUUUGAAUCUAGAGCCCUCUGUUCAUCUCCUUUACCUUCAUCCAGUAGUACAGAUUUAUCCCAGUCAAGAGAAACACUGGUCUCUCCUGAGCUGAAGAAUAGGUCCUACUCCCCUGAUACUCAAGCACCAUCUCCUUUUCCUGAGCUAAGAAGGAGAGUCUCCCUGCCUGAUCUCUUCAGCAGAGGCUUCACACCUGAUAUUGAAAAUUCUACCCACACCCCUGAGCUGUUUUCAGAUUUUUGCACUGCAGGAAGGGACACCACAACUACUCCUGAGAGCCAAGAUACCAGCUUAUCAGUUGAACCGGUCAGCACUGUGUCUACACCUGGCCCACGAUACACUCCUCCCUCACCUGCAAUAGCAACAUCUCCUGAGCUUGCGUGGAGUAGUGUCUCACCUGAAUUAAGUCACACAGCUCCUUCACCUGGCCUGCUCAGUGCUGUUUCUCCAGCUAAAACUGGGACAAGAACUCCCUCUCCUGACCCCUUACGUAAAAUAAGACAUAUUUCAACUCCUUCUGAAAUCGGGACCCAGGUGUCUACAUCUGAGGUAAGUUAUAGUUUAUCUCCAUCACCUGAAGUUACGAGCAACGGCUUUCUCAUCGAGCACAGAUAUACUGCUCCCUCACCCGAAAUCAGGAUUACAGCCUCCUCACCUGAGGUCAGUAGGAGAGAGCAGCCUUCUGAGGUGGAGACAUCAGCCUCGCCUCUGUUAGAGCCUCACUUUGACUCUGCCUCAUCAAGAAGCCUCACUUCGUCCCCUCAUAUCACAGGGAUUUCUUACUCUGUUGUUCAGCCUGAGGACAGGGGCACUCCCCCAUUUCCUGAGCUCUUACGUCUCUCCACCCCUGAGCCUAAUAGGACACGUGUGUCCCCUGAGGCAAGGAGCCCUGCCCCAAGCACAGACAGUAUACAGAGCAGUAUAGCAGAGUCCACUGGUACACCACGAGACUCACCUCAUAUUUUAGGCUUAACAAGCUCUGUCCUGCAGCCUGAAAUAAUUCAGUCACAUCAACCUAGGUACAAAACACCUUCACCUCAGCCACAGCAUUACACUCCCUCACCUGAACCAAGAUAUCAAACCCCUUCAUCUGACCAGUAUCAAAGUCCCUCACCUCAGCACAGAGGUAAAGAGCCAUCACCUGUUGCCUCAACUCCUGAGCAGAGGUGUCAUCAGCAUUCACCAGCAAAACUCUCUACAGAGCACAACCCUCAGUAUACACAGUCUACUCCUUCUGUAAGAAAUACACCCGAGGUUGAAGUGGAUUCAUCUUCAGGUGACAUUACAGAAACAAAGUACCCCACACAUUUGGCUAAAGAGAGUGUGUCACCCUCAUUUGAAUCAGACAGGGGAGACAAAUCAGUUGUAACUGAAAUCAAAAGCAGAUCACCAGUGGUGGUAGUUCAUUCAACUAAAUCUACUUCACCUUACUUAGCAGAGGAAAAAGUAGACAGUUCAUUGAAACAACAAAGCACAGAGAGGGAAGCAACACCAAACCUUCAGGAUAACUCAAGUGUAGCCUCCUUGUCUGAGGAAAAACAAGCAAUUGGCCCAACCAUUUUUCAGAAAGAAGACACUUAUAAGAAUCCCCCCAUUGGAAUCAAGUCUCCUUCUCCUAAUCGUCUAGUCUCUAAAGACAGAAGUCCAUCCAACUCCGCUGUGCAGAGACCGGAAAACCCACAGCCUCAAUUCACUCCUUGUUCCCUAACUCCUGAAAGCAGCAGUUCAUUAAAAUCACUUUGUACACCUGAGCACGUGAGAAGACAGCUGUCAACCAGCGUUAGACGUGAAAACCAAGAGAGGUUCACAGAGGACAUGGCCCACCAUGUAAACAGACGGCGGACACCCUCUCCACCACUCACCAGGUUUACACCUGUGCACAUUAUAGCCCCUGAGAAACCAUACAGACAGUGGCAGAACAGAAGCCGUAGCCCCUCUCAGGUUGUAGGAUCCUCACCGAGUGGUAAUUUAAAGAAAGCGGUGACAAAUAGGGAAAGCCCCAAUGUUGACCCUGUUGACAAUAAUAGCCAGGCCCACUGGGUCAGGCUAGGAACGCAAUUGGAGAUGGAGAAGGAAAUGCAGCUGGAGGAGGAUAGAGAGGUAGGUAGGGAGAGGCAAAUGGAUAGAGAGAUGGAGAGAGAGAGAAAGAGGGAGGAGCGGCUUCCUGAAAAGGGGAAGGGGUGGCAGGGGGACACCAGUUACAGGGGAGAACAGGUUGAGCUGUCAUUCAAUGCCAGGAAUAGAAAAGGGCCUGCAAGUCGCAGAGCAGCUCCCACAAGCAGAGAGACCCGUCAGGGACUGCCAACAGUGCAUUCCUAUUCAGAGGGCUUGCUUGCCACCAGACAGCUACAGCAACAACAAAGUCUGCUUAGACUUGCUUCACAACAAGACACCAGGGGUGGUGGUUCCAGCAGACGGCUUCAACAUCCUGCAUCCCAGAAGAAGAACAGUGGUCCUGGACGCGUGUCCAUAAACAGGCCCUGCCAGAGUUCCAGCUCCAGCAUGGGAAGUGAGCUUGAUGAGGCAGACAAUGAGGUGAAGUGGUUUACAGACUUGGCUUUCAGCAGCCUGUCAAGCCCUGAGGUAGAUUACCUUGAUAUGUACAACUCCAGUCACCGUUCAUCUACCAACAUUUCUCAACCAUCUACGCAGGAGAGCCCAGCUGGGCUCAAUGCUGCUUGGCUGGCCUAUGCUGACUUCAGGGGUUCUGCUCCAAAGUUGGACAAUGAUGAACUCUCCUUCCAUCAACCAUCUGCAUACUACUCAGAUGGCCUAGAUCCAUCAAGGCGCUAUGAAAUGGGCAGCUUUGAGUGCGUAGAUGUGGCUGUGGAAAGAGAUGACUCCAGGAAGGUGAGAAGAGGAGUGCCAAAGAGACAGAUCCAGCUGAAGAGAAAGGAUAAUGCUGAAGGGACGCAGGAUGAGAGCAGUGAAAAUAGUAGUCCUGGAGUACCAGUGAUGGUGGACAGCCCCUCUCUAGAGAGAAACUCCAGAGAGACAUUCGUGAGACAACACAGUACACCAGCAGCAAUGCAAGAAUGUUACCCUUUUGAGCACAACCUUGAGCCCAGUCAACAAAAUGAAAGAAAAUCCAGACUCCAGAAAUCUGCUUCUCUGGAUGAAACAUGCACUAAAACCAAGAUGGCCUCUUGUCUCAUCAAGAGUGUGUUGUCCAAGAGGAUGCAAAGUGGUGAUAAACAACCUGAUGAGCAGGCAGAACAAAAAGUGAGCCCCACUUCUGAGGAAAACAGCCCAUCACCCGAGUCCCCAAAACCUGACAUUCAUAAUCUGAGUUCCAGUCUUCCGUCAGAUUAUAGUCUUUCAUCUGAGGGGCUAUCUGUGAGAGGAGAACAAAGCGCAAAGGACGAAGCCAAACCACCAAAGAGCUUUGGAGUGAGAUCCAAUAACAGGCCAAGUUCAUCCAGCAGCAGCAAAAGUGUUAACUUUUCACAAACUGAGAGUGAAGAAGCUGAUUCUCAAAGAAGGAAUUCAACAUCAUCAAGAUCUGAAAUGAGAUCAGAACUGAAAGUGCCACUUGAUAGUAAACGGUCAAGAGCUGAAGUACAACAAGCAAAUGACAGUAAAACAUGGGACGGAAGGGAGGGGGAUGAGUCAGCAAAUGCCACUGCCGGGAACACAGGAGCUCCUUCUGCCACUGGAGCCAGCAGCACGCAGGCCAGGGCGACAAAUAGAGACCAGGAAUGUGAAAACACAUUGGACCAUAAACAACCACAACAGGGUGACAAGGGUGGCUACACAUCAAAAACACAAGAGAUUACACUCAAAAGCAAAAAGAAAGCCUCCCUAAAUGUUUGUCUCACACCUGAAGCAGAAAACAAAACUUAUGCUUCUUCACCAGACAUGUCUUUCAGAGAGAAGGAGGAAAGGGUAGACACCAGUGUAGAGAAAACAGAGGAAGAAGAAGGGAAUGUUAAGGUCCCCAUUCACAAAGUUAGAGAUGUGAGGCGACUUGUAAAAAAUACAUAUAAUCUGUCCUUCAAGGCAACUAGUGCUGUAAUACCAUCACAUGUCAAUGAGGAAAGAAUGGAACAUUUUAAUGAGAAAAAAAGGGAAGCAAUAAAAGAGAAAAGGAGAGAAGAGGUCAUUGCAGGGGAAGAGACUGUGUUAAGGCAAGAGAUAAGGAGGGAGGAGGGGAGUUCAGAGAGGGAAGAGGAGUUCAGAGUGGAGAGGAAAGAGGAACCAAAAGAGGAGGUAAAAGACUCAAAGCUGCAGACAUCCUCUCCGUCUCCUCGGAGCAAAGUAAAUCCCUUGUCUCGUCCACAGCCAAUGCAAAUAGAAUACAAGGCUGUCUGCUGGAAAGAAGACAAAAAUAAAAUGUUCUGCAGCACAAAAGACUCAGAGAAUCCAGGUGGCAAACACCAGGCAGAUCCAAAGCAUGUCAUCGAGGUAAGCAGAGAUUCACAGAAGUCCUUGAAUGCAGAUACACAGAAUUACAAAACAGGAGACACUGCAACUGCCAUGCCAUGUCAACAUGACCUAAACAUGGCAAGAGAAAAACAAGAGACUAUGAUAGAAAUGCAUAAAGUGCCCGACAAUGAGGACAAACCUGUGGUGGUUAGAACAGACAGAAAACCUCCCAUUCUUGGAAGUCUCCCCAAACUGCCCAGUAAGGAAAGAGAGGUGUCCACUGCUGUAGUGUUAAUAAAGGAUGGAUCCAGCAAGACCAAGACAUCUCCAGCCCAAGAAGAGAUUCCCACCCCACUCCAGGCUCCAGCUGCUUCACCCUCACCUAGGCCCACUACCCCUGGCAGCACCCCUGGUAGCAGCGGUCAUUCAGUUUCCAUGUUAUUAAAGGAGAAAGGCUACCAAGCUGACAUCGGAGCAGUGGUGGGUGACAACCAGAAUGCAGCUGGAGGUAAAGGGGUUCCCCGUAAGCAUGUAAACUGCCUAGAGAUCCCCCUUCAGACCAUCACUCCUUCAGAUGGAAGUCAAAUCGAGUCUCAUAGAGAGAGGACAUUCUCCUCCUCAUCUACCACGUCUGGCCCUUCAGCAGUGUCUGACAACACAGACACCCUUACAAAGACCAGAGAAGAUGAGGGAGGGAGCAUUAAGCCUACUGUAAAAGACACAGCAAAGCAAAAACGUUCUUCUCCACUAAGGAAUAUGCUGGAGCAAACACCACCUCCCACCAAACAGAAGGAACUGGGAGAUUUUGAAGCUGUGAAAAGACAAGAUCCAACUUUCCCCCCAAAGUCCCCUGCGAUAAGGAGGUUCAGACCACAGCCAAUUGAGGUUAAGUCACUGUCUAAAGACAUACAGAAACAAGAGAUGCCCGCAAACUCUACAGGAAACAAUAGGCCUCAAACCAUUGAGGUCAAAUCUGUAGCUAAAAAUUUUCAAAAGCCAGUUGUGCCUCCAAAACCAAGUUGCAAAUUUAAACCUGCAGAUUUAGGAACAAUGCCUGAUGAAGCACAGAGACCAUCAGCAACAACAACAUCAACUGUAAAACCACAAGGUGAGGAUAGGUCUCAAACAAUUGUAGUGUCCUCACCUACAAUCUAUAGAAAGAUAUCCAAUGAGUCCACAACAACAUCAAACUAUACAAGAAAACUAGCUGUGUCUGCAGUAUCCAGCCUCAAACCUCCACCUUGCAAAACCACAGCCACCCCCAUCUCCAAUCUCUCAACCCAGUUAACAACACCAUCAGAGACAGAGCCACCUAAUGAAAGGGUUCAGCAGCAAAAGCUAGGGGCCUCCUCUCAGAGCUCUAGUUAUACACAAAGACCCACAACUUUAGCGAUAGCCCUAACAUCGGGCUCUAGCCCAAGUUUAACCUCAGGUCCAGGUCCGGUUUCUGACCCAAAAACGAACCCUGUCCAAACCCAAGUCUCAGCCGACGCUAACAAGCCAAGCCAGCCAGCUGUUGUGGAUCCAGAUACCCAACCACAGUAUCCCAGGACUGCAUAUCCUCAUGAACAAGCUAUGCCGGUAACUUCAAACUAUACAAAACAACCAGCUGCUGUUUCCACAACACAAGUGCCAGGAUACACACACCAGCCAUACCACAGAUCACUAGCCAGUGAGCGCUCCCAAAGGACAGAUGAGCUGCGUUUUUAUGCCUCAGAUGACCCUCCAAGCUACGAUGAAAGAGAAAGCUUUAGUCCCCUCAUGCUCCCAGAUCUGACCCACAGGAGGUCAAACCGCUAUCAACCCUCCUCCCGCCCUCUUCCCUGCUCCUGCACAGCUGGCUGCCCUUCCCACCCUGGUCUGACCCCUCCUCACCAUCACCGCAGCCCCCAUAACCUUACCCCCCCUGCCCCUCCACACUCUCCAGGCCACACACUGCCUUACCCAGUGGCUCAGCCCUCUCUCCGUACCCACCAGUGCAGACCUGACCCUCAGCAGAUGAGCUACCAGCUCAGCUCUCCCAAAUCCAGCCCUCUUGGUCCAAGCCAGCCACCGGCCAUGUACCAGCCUCUCCACCAACCUCCUCCCUGCCCUCCCCACCCAUCACUCAUGCAGGCCUGCCCUGCAGACCGCCCAUUGCAGCCACCACAGCAUACUGACCCUCGACGACCCCCUGUACAUAGAUCCCCCCAGCAACAGCCACCAGGAAUGGCUGGGGCUCCUUACAGUGAAACUGGCCACAGCCACUCUCCUGGCCUUCCUCCUAUGGAUCCCCAGUACCUAUGUGGCCCUCAAAGCCUGGGGCCUUCGUAUGGCUCUGAAUAUGGGGGUGACGGCUCCAGUUUGUACUCAGAGAGUAGCUAUGGACAAACACCUCGCAGAGUUCUCCUGGAUCCUGAGACAGGGAAGUAUUUUUAUAUUGAGGUGCCUGUACAACCACUGAGGAAAAUGUUGUUUGACCCAGAGACUGGUCAAUAUGUGGAAGUGCUCAUCCCACAGCAAGCAAUGUCACAUUCAGGCCUUUAUCCUCCUUCAGCAGCUCCCUACGCAUCUCUCCACAACCCCAACAUGUACGCCCCUGCUCCUCAGUACGUGCCCUAUGCAGCUCCUCCUCCCCCAGCUCAUCCCCAGCCUCAGCCCCAGCCUCAGCCCCAGCCACCCCGAUAUCCUGAGGCCUCUGCUGCAGCAACAAUGCACCCAAGUGGGCCUGGGGUCAGUUACAGGAAUUCCUCUGGUCAGGUGCCCAAGCCAGAGACACAGAACCAUCCACCACUGGACCAGAGCUACCUGGAGAGUAUGUAUUAUGUGCCUACAGGGAUGAAUGCGAGCCCCAAUCCCACCCCACCAGACUAUUACCACAAACAUCCCCCCAACCUACCCCCAACAGGGGGGAAAAGAUCCUGAAAUAGAGGAUAGAGGCCGCCUUCCUGGAGCCUGAUGGGUUUUAAAUACACAGUGUAUAAAGGGGGUGCCUAAUGUUAGCCUGUAAUGUUAUUUGAGUUUUCACAUUGCAACUGAAGACAGCAAUUCUUUGGUUGUUGUUUAUUUGCUUCUGCUUGUUCUGUGCUAGGCUGCUUUAAUAGACAAUGAAACUGUUAUUGAGUUCAUAGUUUUGAAAACACAAGAGAGUAAGCCUUUUUUAUGAGGUGUUUUUAAGAAAUAUAGAAUGAUCUAUUAAUGUUUUUGUCAUUUUUUGAUGCAGGGUAAGAACAUAAUACUGUAAGUUCAUCAGUAAUGCACAGGCACUAUAAAUCAAUAGGUUUACUGAUAUACUAAUGUGUGUACUUUAACAAAGAAUAUCACCAAAACACUUGAAAAUUCUGUUUUAAAAGAACCUCAUAUUUAUUUUAUUAUUGUGUUUCUCUAAUCUUGGAUGAGUGUGUUUAUGCACAUGAUGUCUGCAUCAACAGUGCCAAUAAAAUAUGUCACCAAUG
This is a messenger RNA of Dicentrarchus labrax (European seabass), 9096 nucleotides long. Its product is annotated as serine/arginine repetitive matrix protein 2. The record is from RefSeq and is a predicted model, not a curated record. Gene Ontology annotation, cellular component: nucleoplasm. Bases 359 to 8566 code for a protein of 2735 amino acids. The transcript is spliced from 2 exons. NCBI's taxonomy places the organism in Eukaryota, Metazoa, Chordata, Actinopteri, Moronidae.